This is a messenger RNA of Eublepharis macularius, 1315 nucleotides long. It is a transcript of the gene RNASEH2A, whose product is annotated as ribonuclease H2 subunit A. Gene Ontology annotation, cellular component: ribonuclease H2 complex. NCBI's taxonomy places the organism in Eukaryota, Metazoa, Chordata, Lepidosauria, Squamata, Eublepharidae. Gene Ontology annotation, molecular function: RNA binding; RNA-DNA hybrid ribonuclease activity. Bases 303 to 1100 code for a protein of 265 amino acids. Gene Ontology annotation, biological process: mismatch repair; DNA replication, removal of RNA primer. The transcript has 8 exons. The record is from RefSeq and is a predicted model, not a curated record.
GCGCGCGGGGAUGGGAACAAAGAAUUGCAGCCCCCCCGAUAUCGGACUGGGAACGUGGACCCCUCCCCCUCAACACACACUCAAACGAGCCUUCAGUGGCACUGCGUUCAACAAGUGAAACUUUUGCCAUCUCCUUCCCAUGCUCAUGCUGGGAAAGGGCUUCGCUGUUGGAGUUCGGUGUGUUAGAAACAAAGAUGGCAACCCUCUCCCAAACUUGCGUUAACGGCGAGCACACGCAGGGCCCGAUUCCUGAAUGAAAAACUGAGCUGCCUCUUAUUUCUCCUUCUGCUUUUACUAGCUAUAUGACAGUCUACGAUGGCGAAGGUCCCAUGGUGUAUGGAAUAUGUUACUGUCCUGUGGCCCGGCAGCGGGAUCUGGAGACACUGAAAGUAGCAGACUCCAAGACACUGACAGAGGCUCAACGGGAGCAACUCUUUGAGCAACUGAAUGAAGCCAAUGAUUUUGUAGGCUGGGCCCUGCAUAUCUUGUCCCCCAACUUCAUCUCAACUAGUAUGCAGCAGCGAGCAAAGUACAACUUGAAUGCGCUUUCACAUGACACAGCCAUUGGCCUGAUCCAGCAUGCCCUGGACUCGGGGGUACAGGUUGCAGAGGUUUUUGUGGAUACAGUGGGGCCAGCAGAGAAAUAUCAAGAAAAGCUAAAACUCCAGUUUCCGGGUCUGGAGGUCACGGUGAGGGCCAAGGCGGACUCCCUCUUCCCCAUUGUCAGUGCAGCCAGCAUCUGUGCCAAGGUGGCAAGGGACAGGGCUGUAAAAAACUGGAAAUUCUUGGAGGAUCUGGAAGAUGCUUCAUCAGAUUAUGGCUCUGGCUAUCCCAAUGAUCCCAAGACUAAAGAGUGGCUUGCGCAGACUCUGGACCCUGUCUUUGGUUACCCACAGUUUGUACGAUUCAGCUGGAGUACCGCUCAGACCAUCCUGGAGAGCAAGGCUGCACCUGUUCGCUGGGAUGAUAGUGAAGAUGACUCAUCCCAGAAAAGUGCACAGUCCCUGCUAUGCUUCUUUGCUCGGAAAGAUGCUCCCGCAGAGCGCCCUCUCCAUCGCUACUUUCAUGAACGCAAGCUAGAGGCCGUGACUAGCCUGUAGGGGAUAGCAUACCCUACCCUUUUAGUGGGAUCUGCUGUGUACAUGCAAAGUACUAUUAUUGUGAAAUGUGAUUUAGUUGGCUUCAUAAGAAACUUUUGCAUUCUUUUUUUUAAACAGAAAGAGCAGCAACAUGUGAGCACAAGGGUCAGCAACAAGGUGUAGAAUCUUUCUCAUGCUAUGUGUGUUACUUAAUAAAUUUUUAUGCUUGUUUUUAG